AUGGCUCAUCUCCGCGACAAUUCCGCGGUCCCUUCUCGGACGCCCCUGGGAUUGCCGUCGAGUGCACUGAAACCUUACUCUUGCGUGGUUUGCCACAAGAGGAAAGUCAGAUGUAAUCGUGAGGAGCCAUGCUCAAACUGUGCCAAGGCCAGUGUUGAGUGUAUUUACCGUCCGCCGGCGCCCCCGAGGCGCCGCAAGAGAGAGCGCGAUGGAAGCCGAGGCGCGUCUCAAGAACGAGAGAAGUCAGCUCGGCGAAACAGCAGAGAGCCAUCGUAUGGGGGUAAUACAGCACAACAUGCUUCUCCAGCCAGGAACUUGUCGAACGGUGCCGAAACAAGCCGAAGCGGGUCCGGAAGGAUGAUCAUGAGGGAAGGCAACUCAGUCUACCUUGACAAUACUCUUUGGACAAGUGUGAGCCAUGAGCUCCCAGAUGCGGCGGAAGUACUAGGCGAUGCUGCAGAUGAUAACAGCGACAAUGCAUCGCAGGACGAAGAAGAUAUUUCAUCCAUGCUGCUGAGCCAUGGUUCACGAGAAGGCCUUGCAGAUUUGCACCCCAACCCGUUACACAUAUUCAAGCUAUGGCAGACGUUUCUUGAGAGAGUCAACCCGUUGACGAAGAUCGUGCAUGCACCGACUGUUCAGCAGCAGAUACUGGAAGCUAUGAGUGACUUAAAGCAAGUCAGCAAGGACUUUGAGGCAUUGAUGUUUUCUAUCUAUUGCAUCUCCCUAAUUUCACUCCAGGCUGGAGAUGUCGUGAAGGCAUUUGGCGAGAGCAAAAAGAAGCUUCUCUCAAGAUGCCGACGAGGAGCACAGCAGGCAUUUAGAAAUGCCUCUUUCCUUCGCACAUCAAGUACAGUGGUUCUUCAAGCAUUCAUCCUAUACUUGCUGUCAAUGCGAGCAUUCUCCGAUCCACAUACUAUCUGGUCUUUGAGUGGCGUUGCAUUACGAAUGGCACAGAGGAUUGGCAUUCACCGGGAUGGCUCUGGCCAUGGGCUUUCAAUCUUUGAAACCGAGAUGCGACGCCGUAUCUGGUUUCAACUCAUGAUUCUAGACGCAACAUCAGCGCAAUUCUGUGGAGUCGCUGCAGGUCCAUUCGUGGACUCAGCUGAUACCAAACCACCAAUGAAUGCAAACGACAGUGACCUGGAUCCGCGCAUGACAGAGCCCGCAUGCGAAAAAGAGGGCCCUUCUGAGAUGAUUUUCUGCUUGGCUCGCAGUGAGUUUGGGAAAUGGCUCCGUCGCUGGAACACUAAUACCGGCGGGUCUGGUUCUCCGUGGGCUUUCCUGUCAUCCUCAACGCUGUCGCUGAGCGAAAAGGAUCGGUGUAUUGAUGAGCUGGAAGAUAUCAUGGAACAGAAGUUCCUGAGAUAUUGUGAUCAGUCAAUCCCUCUACACCUGGCUACAACGAUGAUGGUGCGCUCAUCCAGUCACUAUACCAGGCUGAUGGCCCAUCAUCCUCGCCAUUAUCACGACUCGGGUACUCGUAUACCCCAGUCUGAGAAAGAUGUCAUCUUUGGCCAUUGUUUGAAGAUGGCAGAGUAUGCCGACUAUGCUCAAACAAACCCCGAUGUCCAGCGCUUUUCAUGGCACAUGGUCAACCACAUGCCAUGGGAUGCUAUGAUCUUUAUGCUGUCCGAGAUGCGAAACAGGACCAACCCGGAAGAGAAAGACAAAGUCUGGGAAAUCGUUGGCAGUAUCUAUGGCCGUCAUGUCCGACAGAUAGGAAAAAAUUCCCAGAUGCCUCUUCAUAAGGCCCUACAACACUUGUUUGUCAAGGCGUGGAGAGCCUACGUUGACGAUUGUAACCAGCACGGUCGCACACCAAGACCUUGUCCGACAGUGAUUGAGGUAAAUAAUGCUCCGGUUCAAGAACCACCGAGCCAAUAUGCAUCAAACGUCCCAUUUGAUACCGGGACCGAGAACAUGGAUUUCCUUCUUGGUGAUAGUCCAAUGGAUUGGAGCGAAUGGGACCACCUCUUGAAUCAAUUUCAAGAAUCACUCGUGGACGACAUGACGCUGAUGCCGGGAGCUGUAUGA
Penicillium brasilianum is the source of this 2037-nucleotide messenger RNA. Lineage: Eukaryota; Fungi; Ascomycota; Eurotiomycetes; Eurotiales; Aspergillaceae. The record is from the annotation of a GenBank genome assembly.